CAUAUGUUAGAAGGUACCGUAAUAUUGAGAGGACAACACACUAAUUCUCAGAAAUUGUUACCUGUUAUGGCAGAUCCUAGUAAAUCAGAUGGUGAUACUACUUUAGAUGAAUGGUUAAAUCAGGUCAAAUCUGGUCAGAAGGGGAUUAAACUGGUUUUUACUAGUAUUGAUGCUGUUGAAAUAUCUUUACAAAAACUAAAAGCUUUAAAAGAAAAGGGUUUUUUAAAGUUUCCCGUUUGGAUUCAUGCUGAUGUAUUGCAAGGACCAAAUGGUGAAAAUCCAAUCAUGGAUUCAACAAGAUUUUUGAGGCAUUUAAAAGGAAAUUUUCCAAAAUGCACACUAUCAUUAGGGUGGACUAAAACUUCUCAUACAGAUACAAGUCAGAGUGGGUAUACAUGGGAAAUGGUAAUUGCCAUGUAUAAAAUAAUACAGAGCUGGGAAAUAGAUGACCAACCAGUGGUAUUUAAUGCUUAUCUUUCCUACUUGAAGAACUCUGUACCACAAUUAAAGUGGCUAUCAGACAAUAUCCUCCAUUCUAGUCUACUGGUACUUCAUUCUCCUAAUGAGUUAGGUUCUAGAGAAGACAUGUUAUAUGCUGCCUACAGAUUCCCUCCAGAAAAAUUAUUUUUCAAUUUA
Lottia gigantea (owl limpet) is the source of this 636-nucleotide messenger RNA. RefSeq lists its product as hypothetical. The record is from RefSeq and is a predicted model, not a curated record. The transcript has 2 exons. Lineage: Eukaryota; Metazoa; Mollusca; Gastropoda; Lottiidae. The annotation marks the transcript as partial.